AUGGAAAAACUCCACAUUGCAGUAGCUGGAAUCAGCGAGAUGAGGUGGGGUGGCAGUGGGGAAACAACAACAUCAGAUAGCAAUCUAGUCCUACACAGUGGCAACAGUGACGGCAGCAGAUAUGGAGUGGGAAUUUUCGUGUCCAAGCGCAUAAAGAAGGCACUGUUUUCCUGGGAACCCAUUUCUGAUAGAAUCAUGACCGCCAGGUUCAGAUCAACCCUCAACAAGCUACGGCAAGGUGACAUUAACAUCCUCAUGGGUGACUUCAAUGCAAAAAUUGGCCCCAACAACACCGGACUAAGAUCUGUCAUGGGCCAGUAUGGAACUGGGACUCGCAACGAUAACGGAGAGAGAUUAGUGGAACUCUGCCAGCUAUUUCAACUAGUCAUCGGCGGCACAAUAUUCCCACACAAAGAUGUCCACAAAUACUCCUGGACAUCUCCAAGUGGUAAUACGCACAACCAGAUCGACCACAUAUGCAUUAGCAGGAAAUGGAGACACUCGCUACUGGACGUACGGAACAAAAGGGGAGCAGCCAUAGACAGUGACCAUGAGUUGGUCAUUGGAGAACUUUCAAUAACUUUCAACACCGUCGAGCGCACCCCCUGA
This is a messenger RNA of Drosophila yakuba, 609 nucleotides long. Its product is annotated as craniofacial development protein 2-like. Gene Ontology annotation, biological process: chromatin remodeling. Bases 1 to 609 code for a protein of 202 amino acids. The transcript is spliced from 2 exons. The record is from RefSeq and is a predicted model, not a curated record. Lineage: Eukaryota; Metazoa; Arthropoda; Insecta; Diptera; Drosophilidae. Gene Ontology annotation, molecular function: catalytic activity. Gene Ontology annotation, cellular component: nucleus.